AUGUUGCGGUUCUUUGGACUUGUUAUUAUUUUAAUACUUUUUGACACGGUGUUACUAAAAGAUUCGGAUCAAAUGUUAGUAAGGAGUGUCGAUAGUUCGUUCCAGAGAGAAUCGUCAUCCUUUUUCCUGUUCCAUUUGCUGAAACUGAAAAAGAUUCAACAGAUAGAGACGGUUCCAACUGUUCCACCACCCUCGGAUUGCAUCUGCGUACCCUAUUACAUUUGCAGCGCUAAUCUCGCGAUUUCCAAGAUCUAUUCCCUAAUCAGGUACCGGAGGUGCACAGGGGAUCUAGAAGUAUGCUGUCGAAUACCGAACAUCACAACUACAACAACAACUAUGCGAACAACGACAACUACAAAAGCAACAACAACUACAAAAGCAACGACAACGACCCCGAAGCCUACCACGACUACCUCGACUCUUCCGCCAGUUGUGUUUCCCUCGACAGCGACUCCGACUACCCAAGUUUGCGUCUGUGUGCUGCUAUCGCAAUGCGAUCCGAAUGGAAUUGUCGGAACAUACGGGGAAGGUAUCAUCAACCCCCGUUUACAGGGUGUUCAGUGUCCCAGUAGCAAUCAAGUAUGCUGCAGACCAAACAGUGUAAUUCAGUACACUAAUCCUACGUCACAAACCUGUGUAUUGUGCGGCAACACGAUCCAGUGCAACAACGGGAUCGUUAUACCUGUGAAUCCUUUGCUGACUUCUGGUCAGUGUCCAGUGCCUACCUCCUGUUGUCAGGGGGUGAAUCCAACGUACGGGAACGGGAUCCAAGUGGUGCUCGGUCCCGUUAAGUACUCGGGCACCCCUCAAGCAUGUUACUGCAUGAUGAGUUGGCUAUGUUCGCCAGGGAAUACGGUCACCGUAGUCGGGACAGGGAUAAUCGACCCCAGGUUUUCUGCAUGUGGAUCCGCGGACCAAGUUUGUUGUCGUGCCAACGUAUUGAGCGGCCAAAGGGCCAUCGAACUACAAGGACGGGGAGAAAGUGUCGUAAACGGAGAAUCAUCGUUUUCUCGAGUGGGGUGCGGUGUCCAGAACAAGACAUACGCGCCAGGUAGCGGGUGAAGCGUUUACU
Megachile rotundata (alfalfa leafcutting bee) is the source of this 1072-nucleotide messenger RNA. RefSeq lists its product as uncharacterized. Gene Ontology annotation, biological process: proteolysis. The record is from RefSeq and is a predicted model, not a curated record. Gene Ontology annotation, molecular function: serine-type endopeptidase activity. NCBI's taxonomy places the organism in Eukaryota, Metazoa, Arthropoda, Insecta, Hymenoptera, Megachilidae.